Molecule: messenger RNA, 1704 nt
Organism: Drosophila grimshawi
Lineage: Eukaryota; Metazoa; Arthropoda; Insecta; Diptera; Drosophilidae
Gene: MFS17
Product: vesicular glutamate transporter 3
Exons: 5
Coding region: 214-1704 (496 amino acids)
Biological process (GO): monoatomic anion transport; transmembrane transport
Cellular component (GO): plasma membrane
Molecular function (GO): transmembrane transporter activity
Source: RefSeq, a predicted model, not a curated record
CUAAAUGUUUGUGUAUACAACACAUGUACCUGCUCGAGUGGUAAAUAGUAAAUAGUACUAUGUACGAAUCUAAGUGCGCUAAACACGUCACAUAAAAUCCUACAAUUAAAUUAAGUUUGCAUCGCAUUGGAAAAAGCCAGCUUGGAAAAAAUACAUUUAUGUGAUUUAUCUGAAAUUUUGUAUAUAUGAAGAGGAAACAGAAGGCGCAUAAAAAUGUAUUCGAUUCCUAGGAAAUCAGUUGAAUCUAUCUCGUAUCAUUCGAGAUUAGGCGAUAAAAUUCCAGCUCGUUUAGUUUUAUAUUUUCUUUCGUGGUCUGGUUUCCUGGUGUCCUUUAUGAUGCGCAAUGACAUGAAUUUUGCCUUAGUUGCCAUGAUACGCAAUGGCACUGAGACACAACAAGAUAACUCUAGUUUCUCCUACUCAUUAAAUAUGGGUGGCGCCUCUGAGGAAGAUGCAUCAAAGGUGAAAUCUGUGAUAAUAAGCUCAUUCUAUUGGUGUUAUGUUCUAUCGCAAGUUGUUGGCGGAAUUGCGACACAAGCAUUUGGAACAAAGUGCGUAUUUGGAUGGUCACAGUUGGCAACUGCAUUAUGCAGUCUACUUAUGCCGUUAGCCGCAGAAGUUCACUAUGCAGUUGUAAUAUUUUUACGCUCAAUUCAGGGAUUUGCUUCAGGCCUAACAUGGCCAGCGAUGUACGCAAUUGUCGGCUACUGGAUACCUUUGACGGAACGUUCGCGCUUUAUGUCAAGCUUUCAAGGAUUUAGUAUCGGGAUCGGUUUAACCUAUGCCAUCUGUGGCUUUAUCAUAAACACAUUCGGCUGGCCGCUUGUCUUCUAUACAACCGGCCUAUUAGGCAUUGGCUGGUGCAUUUUAUGGUAUACCUUAGCAUUCAAUACACCCCAGGAGCAUCCACGUAUAACAAAAGAGGAGCUCAAUUACAUUGAGCUCAAUGUUGGUGAGGAUGUAUUGAAGGCAUCCACAAUGAAAGUGCCGUGGGCCCAAAUAUUUAGAUCUUUGCCAGUUUGGGCAAUUGCAAUUACAACAUUCGGUCGAAUAUUUGUACAUUAUGUGUUUAUUGUUAGUGGACCGACAUUUAUGAAACAUAUUCUUAAGUUUGAGUACGAUACAAAUGGGAUAUUGUCGGGAAUGCCAUUCAUAUUUUCGUAUCUUUCCUCGGUAUUAUUUUGCUAUAUUGCCGAUAAACUGUUAUUGCAUAAUAUUUUAGGCAUGACUAAUGUAAGAAAACUAUUUACGGCGCUUUCGCAAAUAAUUCCCGGAUUGCUUAUAUUAUGUAUUGGGUAUAUAGAAAAUAUAAUAAUUCUCUUGACAAUCUGGUUUAUAGCAGUUAUAUUUAUAACGGCAUCCUACGCGGGAGCAAUGGCUAAUAUAAUAGAUCUCGCGCCAAACUAUGGACACUCUGGAGCAGUAUUAGCUUUCUGCCAGACAAUUCAUAUGUCCGCAUCAUUUCUAUCACCGCUGACCGCUGGAUUCUUAGUCACCAAGGAGGAUUCGAUUGACCAAUGGCGAAUAUUCUUUGUAGUCUCAGGAAUUAUUUCGGUGGUCACCUACAUAUUUUAUCAGAUCUUUGGCACGGCCGAAAUACAAUCGUGGAAUAUGCUACGACCAACAAAUGAACAGCUAGAUGAAGAAAUCAAAAUAUUGUCUAAGGAAGAUCAGGAAACAAAAUACAUUCCAAAAUCGAAGUGA